Poeciliopsis prolifica (blackstripe livebearer) is the source of this 2755-nucleotide messenger RNA. Its product is annotated as E3 ubiquitin-protein ligase rnf146-like. Gene Ontology annotation, molecular function: poly-ADP-D-ribose binding; zinc ion binding; ubiquitin protein ligase activity. Gene Ontology annotation, cellular component: cytoplasm; nucleus. NCBI's taxonomy places the organism in Eukaryota, Metazoa, Chordata, Actinopteri, Cyprinodontiformes, Poeciliidae. The coding region runs from base 248 to 1318 and encodes 356 amino acids. Gene Ontology annotation, biological process: Wnt signaling pathway; ubiquitin-dependent protein catabolic process. The record is from RefSeq and is a predicted model, not a curated record. The transcript is spliced from 3 exons.
UCCUCUGGUCAUUAAAGGCAGCUCAGGACCUGGGAGGGCCGCCGCCACACCUCAGGCUCUGUCAGUGCUAAAACAUUGUAUUUUCUUGUCGUAUCUUUAUACACAGCGAAAAAUGACUGGCGGUUUAUAAAUAUCUGCAUCUAGACAUCAGGUGAAGACGUUGUAGGAGUCUCCUGUUUUCAGGGCGAGGAGGAGGAGGACGGGGCAUAGCAACAAGAGACCCCAGCUGCAGGACACGCAUAGCAACAUGGCCGGGUGUGGAGAAGUGAAUCUGUCUGUGAACACCCCAGCUCCCUCCAAGCUUAAAGAAGAUGCAGAAGACGAGUCUUGCAGUUCCACCGCCACCGCUGCUGUACCACCGGAGUGCGCCAUCUGCCUGCAGACCUGCGUCCACCCUGUCCGUCUCCCCUGCUGCCAUGUCUUCUGUUUUCUGUGCGUGAAAGGCGCCUCCUGGCACAGCAAGCGCUGUGCUCUCUGUCGACAGGAAAUCCCAGAGGACUUCCUGGAGCGCCCGGUCCUGCUCUCCCUCGAGGAACUGAAAGCUGCGGCCGCUGGUUUACACCGCGGUGCGAGCGAGUCGCGUGGAGACUACACGUGGUACUACGAGGGGCGCAACGGCUGGUGGCAGUACGACGAGCGCACCAGCCGAGAGCUGGAGGAGGCCUUCAUGAAGGGCAGGAAGAGCACCGAGAUGCUGAUUGCAGGGUUCCUUUACGUGGCGGAUCUGGAGAAUAUGGUGCAGUAUCGGCGGAACGAGCACGGCCGCCGGCGCAAGAUGAAGAGGGACGUAGUUAAUAUCCCUAAGAAGGGCGUGGCAGGAUUGAGACUGGACUCUGAGCCUGUCUCCGUCACCGCUUUACCAGCGGCGGUCUCUGCUACAGCAGAGCGUGUGAGCUCAGCUGAUGGCUCUGACUCCGCAGGUCAGUCCCAGCCUUCAUCCUUCGGGAUUUUGGUUCCUCUUCCUCCUGUCAGACCUCAAACACUCCUCGGACGUCAUCUCGGCAGUCCUCUGUCUCCUUCACCGUCGCCUCUGGAACAGUCUUUCUCUCAGCUGCUAAUCAGCCAGCCAGAGGGCGAAGAGCUGGAAGGAGACGGCGAGCUGCAGACGUACGAGUCUGCAUCAGGGAGCAGCGAGAGUGAAGAGGAGGAGGAAGACAGUGAGAGGAGAGGAGAGUCCGAGGAGCGACGGAGACGCACACUGAGGCCGCUAAGGGAGAACCAGCCAACCAGAGUUCCUCCGAGAGGCAUGCCGUCCAGCUCUGGCCUCAGCCUCCGCUCGCGCAGUCCUGAUGGACAGUGCACCGUUACAGAAGUGUAGCUCACCGGAGGGGUUUCCAUUUCAUAAGACUCGUAUCAGCUCAGCAAAAAAAUGUCUGAAGAUGCAAAUCAUCUCAAAGGUCCGAUUAAAAGGAGAAAUACUGCUGCUUUAUUGUGAUAAUGUGCCAAAUAUGAUUUUUUUUGUGUCCGUCUAUUUUUUACGUUGAAAUAAUAAGUGGAUUCAAUUUAGCCUGUCUGCUGAAGCUUUACAACAAAAAUAAUUAGCAGUAGGUAAGAUAAAAUUAGAAGAAACAUUUAAAAGGACACAAAUGACGUGUUGAAGCCUUUUCCAUUACAGAAACAUAAGCGGCAAGAAAAGGGCUGUUUUCUUAGACAUAUAAAAUAACCUGAUUUUAUUACAGAUGGAUGAUUCAACAGCUCCUGGACAGAUGCUGGAACUCUGAUGUAUCCAACCCCAGUUCUGUGCUGGUGACGGCAAAAAUAGAUGGUUUUAAUUCCUUUAAUAUUGAAUCUUCAGGCUGCUUAAUGGUUGGAUGCGUUAAACUAUUCAAUCUUCUCUUCAAACAGCCUCUUUCUGCUUCUGUCCCCCUCCAUCCUACAUUUUCUUUCUUCCUUUAUAUCUUCCGUUGCUUUAUUGUAAAUGCUAAAUAAUCCACUAAUAAUUCACAGGAGUUCCAGCAUAUAUUUAUGAUCUGUAAAGCAGACCCCCCGGUUUUGCUCUUGGCUCAUGUAGAGACAUUUAUCGUUUUGGUGAGUUUAAUUUUUUCUGCAAUGCAAACACAAAACGUAUUUUCAAGUCAAACCAUGCCUCUUCUCACAAAUCUUUUUAGCUCAGUGAUUUUUAUAUUUUUUAUUAUUAUUUUUUUUUUAGCUGAUAACUUUAAUCAUUUUUUUGCUUUCAGUUUCUGGGUGAUGAAGUGAAAAUGAAGCCAAAAUGUAGCAACUUGCAUCUGCACUGCGGAUGGUUAACAGCUUUUUUUUCUUUCACGUUGCACUUAUUUUUCAUUUUUAAACGUCGGUACUCAGGACGUGAUCUGCUGAAACUGAAACAGGAGGUUAUAUAAACGUGACAUGUGCGAGAGCAGAGGGAGGCUGUAUUCCCUCUAUUUUAGUGUCUUGUUUUAAUUAUCGACUGUUGGUGCCGCUGUGAACAGCGCUGGGUGCUGAAAAGCUACUGGCAGAUCCACUGGAAAGUUUUUGUUUCUGUGUUCAGGAGCACACAUUUGGGUUUCUAUUUUUGACUGAGCACUCCUAACAGAGUCACUAUCAAAGCAGCUGCACUGACAUAUUCUUGGAUGAGUUUGGCCUGUUUACUCUCUCGCUCUGGUUCUUUUCCCUUUUCUUCCUGCUGGUUUUGGUCGUCUUUUCUCAGUUGGACUCUGUGUGUGUGUGACUGCCUUUUUUUUUCUCUUCAUUUGUGUUGUGUUUCUCUAGUGAUGUGUUGUGAAGCUAUUAAAGUGUUAAUGACUUAAAACUA